AUGUAUCCUCGGAAUGGCACAGCGCAGGAGCCCGGUCAGCUGCCCCGGCUGCAAGCCUGGGUUAUCGUCAACCCGACGAGUGGACAAGGGAAGGGCGAGCUCCUCCAGCGGCGCAUCGAGACGACGCUGCGGACGGAGUUCCCCGACUGCGUCACCCGAGUGAGAACCGCCAGCGAGUUGAUGUCAGUCCAUGACGCCCGGCUCGGCCGGAAGGAUAAUCAUGCACCGCUUCCUCCCUUACGCGUCGCGUCGUCGUCGUCCUUGUUUUACGCCGAAGGACUCCGUACUGGAGACCCUGUCGCAGGCGACGCAACGAUGCACUGCUCACGGCGGAGCGGAGUGCGGGUGGACAUUAUUGCCACGGAGCAUGAAAUACGCGGGCGAGAAGUGGCAGAGCAUCUCACGAAGAUGGUGGUCGCGUCUCGCCUGCGCCGUUGCCUCAAUGGGAAAGUUGCUGCAGCGAUAGCGGACGGCGUGACGACGGCGAUCACGAGCCACGAAUGCGACGUGGAUUCACUGCACGUUUUUGUGGCCGUCGGAGGAGACGGCUCCUUAAGUGACGUCGUGAACGGCAUGUGCCGUGGCACCUUGGAAGCUUUUCGGAAGAGCAUAGCAACGCCUAUGCACAGUGAUGAAGCUUCGACAGGGGGGCUUGACUCACUGCAGUACUACUGGCAAUCACUUGAGGACCGAUCGAUAUUGCGGCACUUUCUCCCGUCGUUGAUAUACGUUCCGGCGGGCACUGGGACGGACUUUGCCAGAUUGGGGUUGGGCUGCCGCAGUGCACGGGAGUUCGUUGCUCUCCUACGUAGCGUCUGGGGACACCUCAUGCCAGCCUCACCACUCACCACCUUGGUGCGGGUACCGCCGGGUGUGAAUGGAACCCAUGUUGGUAAGGAAUCUACUACCACCACCGCAAGAGAUAGCACAAAGGGUAGCACGGAUGAUGCGGCGCCACUUGGUUUUGAGGUGUAUGACGUGGAUGUGGCACGGGUGUCGUUUCCCCGCAGCAGGCAAAAUUAUUUUUUUAUAAAUGAGUGCUCAUGUGGAAUUUCUUGUGAUGUGAUUGAGAAAUGUGAAGGGUAUAAAGAAAGUAAAUUCAUGUCCUUGUUGGGGGGUAAGCUCAUGUUUGCCGUAGCGUCUAUCAUCUCCGUGUGUCAGCUGCGGCCAAAGCCAUUUCGCCUUGUCGCCCUCCCUGAGUUUGCGUCGCUGCCGUCAAACAGCCUCACCCCGCGCCGCAUUGGCGGAGAGUUGCCACACCCGCACCUCAUCAUGAAUGAAGCGGCGCUGCGGGGCGUACAGCAUGAUCUCCAGUGGGUGAAGGCGUCUGCGUGGGAGGAGGCGCUUCCGGCGACGGAGCCCCUGCGUUUCGGCGCCAACUACUACGCGUAUGAAGUCCAGGGCGCGAGCAUUGCCUCAGACUUUGCGGCUCCCCCCGCGGACGGAAAAACGGUCGUCAACCCGUUUUACGCUGACCCCAGCCGCAAGGAGGCCAAUACGCCGGAAGAAAUUGUCGCCGCCGUAAACGACCCUGACCCGUCGGGCCGAUGGAUUUGUUUGAAGUCCUCCACGUUGGCCUUCGGCAACGGGCGGUGGUUCGGCGGCGGAUUGCAGGUGACCCCGCACGCCAACCCCACCGACGGCCAGCUCAGCGUGACAAGUUGGGUCGCCGGUUUUGCCCAGUUCGUCUUGCACGCCCCUUCCUUGUACACCGGCAACCACACACACUGGCCCUCCACGACGAUAUGGAACACAACACGCACCAUCAUCGACGUGGACACGCGCCUCUCGCCUCGUUCCGCCGCGAAAAACUCAACUUCACGCGUUGAAGCCUUGAUGCAAAGCUGUGAGGCCGACGGUGAAAUACUAGAGCGACUGCCUGCCAUCAUUGAGGCGACCGCUGUCCUAACGAUGUUUGUGCCUCGGGGCCGACCUGGACGAAGAAUCCGUGGCGGAAACCACGACCGGCGUGAGGGAAGGAAUAUGUCUUGA
Molecule: messenger RNA, 1992 nt
Organism: Trypanosoma conorhini
Lineage: Eukaryota; Euglenozoa; Kinetoplastea; Trypanosomatida; Trypanosomatidae
Product: putative sphingosine kinase A, B
Exons: 1
Coding region: 1-1992 (663 amino acids)
Biological process (GO): protein insertion into mitochondrial inner membrane
Cellular component (GO): TIM22 mitochondrial import inner membrane insertion complex
Molecular function (GO): kinase activity
Source: RefSeq, a predicted model, not a curated record